Phalaenopsis equestris is the source of this 1180-nucleotide messenger RNA. Its product is annotated as ankyrin repeat domain-containing protein EMB506, chloroplastic-like. The record is from RefSeq and is a predicted model, not a curated record. Gene Ontology annotation, molecular function: chloroplast targeting sequence receptor activity; protein binding. Lineage: Eukaryota; Viridiplantae; Streptophyta; Magnoliopsida; Asparagales; Orchidaceae. The transcript has 7 exons. Bases 48 to 1037 code for a protein of 329 amino acids. Gene Ontology annotation, biological process: protein targeting to chloroplast. Gene Ontology annotation, cellular component: chloroplast outer membrane.
UUAGAUUGGUUCGAUGAAAUUUAAAUCCCAUCCAGCCAACCAACCGAAUGCUCAGCCCUAGCCCUGCGUUGUGCAUUGGCGCGGCUCCAGUCGCGAAGCUGACACCAGCAAUGAUGGCGGCCGCGACGACGGUGUUAUGCUACUCUCGACUCCUCGUCUCUCCGCCGUUCGCUCCAACUCUUCUUCUCUCUAGCCGUCCUCCUCCUCCUCUUAUGUUUUACUCCACGCCGUCGUCUAGAGUUUUUCACUGCCACCGGAACUCCGUGCCCCCUUGCUUGAUCACGCGAGUUGACGAGUGCAUCACUGAGGGCUUCUGGGAAGAACCCGAAGACGGAUUUGGAAGCGCAGGAGAUGAAUCCGAGGAUGAGGAGAUUGGUAAGGAACAAAAGGAGACUUCGUGCAGUGGUGGUAGCAAUGCCGACCAUUUCAAAUCCGACUACGACCGGCUCGUUAAAGAGGUGGAGCAGCUGCUGGAGCCAGAAGAAAGAGACAUUUUGCAGCAGAACGAAGUCCCUGAUAUUAGCAAAAUCUCAACUAAGAAAUGGAACCUAUUUCAUUCACUAGGAUUGUCGCUUCAGAUACAUUUGAUGGACAAACUUCUCGAACUCGGUUGGGAUAUUGAUUCUGCUGAUAAGGAUGGCUAUACUGCUCUUCACAAGACAGUGAUGGGAAAAAAGGAGGCUGUUAUCAGCCAUCUUUUAAGAAAAGGUGCAAAUCCUCUUAUUAGGGACCGGAAUGGUGCCACUGCUUUGCAUUAUGCAGUUCAAGCUGGUGCUAUGCAAACUGUGAAGUUGCUGAUCAAGCACAAGGUGGAUGUCAAUGUUGCUGAUAAUGAUGGCUGGACACCGCUCCAUAUUUCUAUGCAGAGUAGAUCCAGGGAUAUUGCAAAAGUUUUAUUAGUUAAUGGUGCUGAUAAAUCAAGAAGAAACAAGGAUGGAAUGACACCUCUCGAUCUCAGCUUGUGCUAUGGGAGGGACUUCAAGUCUUAUGAUCUGGCAAAGCUACUCAAACUUGUUCCUGCAGACAGAGAUUUUUGAAAAGAGUUUGUGUAUUUUUUCACUGCACUCUUGCGGCGAGAUAAAUCAAAUUGUGUAAAUUUAUGUUUAGUUUCUGUUUUCUCAUCUAACAUAAUUUUUGUGUAAAAUUUAUGUUCCUUUUAACAGUUUGAAAGUAAAUAGGA